Homo sapiens (human) is the source of this 666-nucleotide messenger RNA. It is a transcript of the gene SMR3A, whose product is annotated as submaxillary gland androgen regulated protein 3A. The transcript has 3 exons. Bases 98 to 502 code for a protein of 134 amino acids. Lineage: Eukaryota; Metazoa; Chordata; Mammalia; Primates; Hominidae. Gene Ontology annotation, cellular component: extracellular region. The record is from RefSeq and is marked validated.
CACCUUUAUUUUCUGUCUUUCAACUGGCAAGAGUCAUUUUGACCAGCAGGUUAAUCAACUCUAAGACAGAUCCUCACGCAAAGAGGCAACUGAAAGGAUGAAAUCACUGACUUGGAUCUUGGGCCUUUGGGCUCUUGCAGCGUGUUUCACACCUGGUGAGAGUCAAAGAGGCCCCAGGGGACCAUAUCCACCUGGACCACUGGCUCCUCCUCCUCCACCAUGUUUUCCUUUUGGAACAGGAUUUGUUCCACCACCCCAUCCUCCACCCUAUGGUCCAGGGAGAUUUCCACCACCCCUUUCUCCACCCUAUGGUCCAGGGAGAAUCCCACCAUCCCCUCCUCCACCCUAUGGUCCAGGGAGAAUUCAAUCACACUCUCUUCCUCCUCCUUAUGGCCCAGGUUAUCCACAGCCACCUUCCCAACCAAGACCCUAUCCACCUGGACCUCCAUUUUUCCCUGUAAAUUCUCCAACUGAUCCUGCCCUCCCUACUCCUGCACCCUAAAUACAGACAACUGCAACAGGUGCCACCACCCACAAAAGACAACACUACCCUCGUAACUACUGCUUCUACUACCCAAAAAUAAGAAUUUCAACACUACUUCCAAGAGACUUUUAGAUAAAAUCACUUCCAUUUUUGGAUGAGAAUAAAGAUUUCCAAAGCACUGA